GGGGAGGAGUAGGCUGUGAUUAGCGCACCCACUGUGAGAGCUUUCUUCUAUUUAAUGGAGGGUCUCUCCGCUCAGGGGGAGUCAGAGCCAGCUCCCGGACCAGCAGGAGGAUGGCCGAGAAUCUGGGGCUGGGCUUCGGGGAAACAGCCAGUGUGGAAAUGCUGCCCGUGGAAGGCGGCUGCACGCCCAAGGCCAGAGCCAGGCUGGCAGCCAGGAGCAGCGCGCACUGGGCUCUCACCUGCUGCCUGGUAUCGCUCCCCAUCCUGGCAGGACUCACCACCUACCUGCUCGUGGGCCAGCUCCGGGCCCAAGGAGAUGCCUGUGUGUUCCAGACUUCAAAAGGACAAGAGUUUGGACCUUCACAUCAGCGAUCGUAUGCAUCUUCCGGAGCUGGUGGGGAUAAGCCAAGGGCACACCUGACAGUUGUCAGGCAAAGUCCCACACAGCCCUUGAAAAAUCAGUUUCCGGCUCUGCAUUGGGAACAUGAACUUGGCUUGGCCUUUACCAAGAACCGGAUGAACUAUACAAAUAAAUUCCUGGUGAUCCCAGAGUCGGGAGACUACUUUGUUUACUCCCAGGUCACGUUCCGAGGGACCACAUCUGAGUGUGGUGAAAUCCGCCAAGGGAACCGACCGAACAAGCCAGACUCCAUCAUCGUGGUCAUCACCAAGGUAACAGACAGCUACCCCGAGCCGACCCAGCUCCUAAUGGGGACCAAGUCCGUGUGUGAAGUAGGCAGCAACUGGUUCCAACCCAUCUACCUAGGGGCCAUGUUCUCCUUGCAGGAAGGGGACAAGCUGAUGGUGAACGUCAGUGACAUCUCUUUGGUGGAUUACACGAAAGAAGAUAAAACCUUCUUUGGAGCCUUCUUGCUAUAAGGGCAAGGUGGGCAUCCUCAUGUGAAGUCCUCUGCCUCGUAGUUCCUAAUUUUCUUCACUCAUAUGUAAUGAUAACAAGGGUUUGUUUUGUUUUGUUUUGUUUUGAGCAUUCCACAGAAACAGUGGCUUAGCUAUGAAAUUUGAGGCCCAAAAUUUCAUACUUUAUAUGCCUUAUUGGUGAGACUCUUAACCAGAAAAAGGCAGAACAGAGCAGACAUAGGACCGUGGUUGUCUGGAAAAGGGGUGAGUUUCUAAACACUGAGACACUGAUCACCAAACGAAUGGAGGUCUACUUGGAACAUUUCCACCCCUCCGAACCACACAUUGGUCACCAGUGGGCCCAAUUAUUGUGUGAUUUGAUCAUGAAACAUUUGCUUCAGUUCAGUAGGCCUUGAAAAAAAUCCAAAGCCCUAGAAAAUGGUGUAAACCCUAGAGCAAAAUCCUUCAUCUGUUUCUCCAAGCACAUACUUUAAUGCCUUGUUUUUUUAAAAAGAAGAGAAGAGAAGAGAAGAGAAAGAAGAGAAAAAAAAGAAAAGAAAAGAAAAGAAAAGGAAAGGAAAAAGAAUGCUGGUAUUUCCCAUGAACAUUUAAAAGAA
This is a messenger RNA of Ailuropoda melanoleuca (giant panda), 1474 nucleotides long. It is a transcript of the gene TNFSF15, whose product is annotated as TNF superfamily member 15. NCBI's taxonomy places the organism in Eukaryota, Metazoa, Chordata, Mammalia, Carnivora, Ursidae. The record is from RefSeq and is a predicted model, not a curated record. The coding region runs from base 111 to 878 and encodes 255 amino acids. Gene Ontology annotation, cellular component: membrane. Gene Ontology annotation, molecular function: tumor necrosis factor receptor binding. Gene Ontology annotation, biological process: immune response. The transcript has 4 exons.